AUGGAUACAGCAAGGUCGUCCAGUUACGCCGCUAUUGGUUUAUCUAGUGUUGUCAUUAUUACGUCUCUGGCCUAUAUACCUUACAUGCUUUCACAAAUCGACUCUGUUCUCGACUCCAUUAAGGUGGGUACAGUACAUAACGAUCAGUUCCAAGCCAUAGAAAUUGCAGUCAACCUAGAGUUCAAAGAGCUGAAAGUGGAUCGCCCUCGCAAACGGCGUCAGACAGUGGGAGUUUGCACUUGCGAUGCUGGAAAUGACUGUCCAUCUGGAGCAAAGGGUAUGCCUGGAGCCAGCGGUUUCGAUGGGGAUCCAGGUAACAUGAGUGUACCUAUCGCGCCUUAUUCAAAUUUCAAUGCUCUAGGAACUCCGGGAACACCAGGAGAGCCAGGUCCACCCUCUUCCGUCAUGAUUCCCGCAAGGCCACAAACACAAGAGUGUAGAAAGUGCGCUCCUGGACCAGCAGGACAGCCGGGAUAUAUGGGACCCCCUGGAGCAUCAGGAAAUCCUGGUGAAGCAGGGCCACAAGGUAUGUCGGGCCGCCCUGGCAUGCCGGGAAUGGUGGGAAUGCCUGGAGAGAACGGACGAGAAGGAUCUGCUGGAAACUUGGGUGAACCAGGUCCACCAGGAAUGGAUGGCAUAAGAGGAGAAAAGGGACCGUCUGGAGAGAAGGGUCCAGCAGGUCCGCCUGGAAUGCCGGGUCCCCCUGGCUACUCAGGCCGCGAUGGAAGCGGUGGUUCGAUGGGACCACCAGGACCACUUGGGCCAGAGGGAAAACCAGGAAAUCCAGGAUUUCGUGGUCCAAUGGGUCCGCCAUCUAAUGAGGGAGGUCCAGGAGAAGAUGCUUCUUACUGCAAGUGUCCAACCAGAGCUCAGGUCAAGGCAGCCAGGGCACGUAGCCGCAAAGUUGCAGCAUAG
Molecule: messenger RNA, 915 nt
Organism: Cylicostephanus goldi
Lineage: Eukaryota; Metazoa; Nematoda; Chromadorea; Rhabditida; Strongylidae
Source: the annotation of a GenBank genome assembly